Messenger RNA from Rhodofomes roseus, 453 nucleotides. RefSeq lists its product as uncharacterized. Lineage: Eukaryota; Fungi; Basidiomycota; Agaricomycetes; Polyporales; Fomitopsidaceae. The record is from RefSeq and is a predicted model, not a curated record. Bases 82 to 345 code for a protein of 87 amino acids. The transcript has a single exon.
ACAGGCGUACCAUACGUUCGCGUAACUCCCCUUUGCGACGUCUCAGUGAGUUCUGCCAAUGGACUCUGCGACAGCUCUCUUAUGCGGCACGCGGCACUAGCAGCAGAACUGCUGACGGUGUUCAGUGUCUGUCGCGCUAUCGCGGUGAUUCCUGCUUGCUACCCGCACUCCCAGCUCGUGUUGGCUUUGCGAUCAGAGCACGCUCAUUGUCGCUCUGUACCUGUUCGUAGUCUAUACACGGCGAUUUCAAGCUUGGAGCGUUGUCGGGAACUCGACCUCGAGCAUAUUGCCAGUAACACGGCUGAAAAUUCUAUCAGGAUAAUGCGUCACAGACAAUGGACGUGAUAUGGCUCACCUCAGAGAUGAUUCAUUUCCUUUACCUGCUUCUCCACCGUGACGCGAGGCCGCCGUACUGAACACUCCUUCCAACGCCGUAGACCACUUCGUUCUCCU